Messenger RNA from Oryctolagus cuniculus (rabbit), 2745 nucleotides. It is a transcript of the gene SACK1F, whose product is annotated as scaffolding CK1 anchoring protein F. Gene Ontology annotation, molecular function: protein kinase binding. Gene Ontology annotation, biological process: signal transduction. NCBI's taxonomy places the organism in Eukaryota, Metazoa, Chordata, Mammalia, Lagomorpha, Leporidae. The record is from RefSeq and is a predicted model, not a curated record.
UGUUUUCAGGUGCGGCGGGGCACGCGGGGCCGCGGCGGGCCGGGGCGCCAUGGCCGAGUCGCAGCUGAGCUGCCUGGACGAGGCGCACGUGAACCAGUGGCUGAGCGAGGCGCAGGCCGCCUUCUACUACUGCGAGCGGCGGCGGGCCGCGCUGGAGGCGCUGCUGGUCGGCGGCGAGCAGGCCUACCGCGAUCGGGUCCAGCGGGAGCGGCUGCGGGACUUCCUCUCCAGCCCGGAGCGCCAGGCCCUGCGCGCCGCCUGGAGCCCCUACGAGGACCCCGCCCCCGCCGCCGCCGCCGCCGCGGGCAGGAGCAAGGCCAGGGCCAAGGCCAAGGCCCCCGCGCAGGCCGCGGCCGAGCCCGACGAGUCCCUGGCCUACUGGCCCGACCGCUCGGACACCGAGGUGCCCCCGCUGGACCUGGGCUGGACCGAGACCGUCUUCUACCGCGGCGUGAGCAGUGUCACCCUCUUCACCCACCCCCCCAAGGAGGAGAAGGCCCCGCACCUGAAGCAGGUGGUCAGACAGAUGAUACAGAAGGCGCACAAGGUCAUCGCUGUGGUCAUGGACCUCUUCACCGACUGCGACAUCUUCCAAGACGUGGUGGACGCCGCCUCGAAGCGCCGGGUCCCCGUGUACGUCAUCCUGGACGAGGCCGGAGUCCCGUGCUUCCUGGAGAUGUGCCAGGGCCUGGAACUCACCGACUUCCGCAUCCGGAACAUCCGUGUCCGCUCUGUGACUGGCGUGGGCUUCUACACGCCCACGGGGAAGAUCAGGGGGGCCCUGUCAUCGAGGUUCCUGAUGGUGGACGGUGACCAGGUAGCCACGGGAUCCUACAGCUUCACCUGGAGUUCCUCCUGCGUGGACAGGAACCUCCUCCUCCUCCUGACGGGGCAGUACGUGGAGCCCUUCGACGUGGAGUUCCGGGAGCUGUACGCCAUUUCCGAGGAGGUGGACCUGUACCGGCACCUGGGACUGGCGGGAGGCGCCGGCAGACUGGGCCUCAAGUACUCCUCCACCGUGGCGCGCAAGCUCAUCAACCCCAAGUACGCCUUGGUGGCGGGCAGCCGCCGGCCGCCGGGAGAGAUGAUGCGUCGGGCCGUGCGGCAGCAGCAGGAGGCUGGCGGCCACCCCGUGGGGCAGGAGGAGGCCAGCGGAGGUGGCGAGUCGGCCUGGCGCCUGGAGAGCUUCCUCAACGACCUGGUGACGCUGGAGCAGGUGCUGCCCCCCGUGGAGCCCAUGCCCCUGGCAGAGCCACGCCGGAUGGUCUCCCACAUACACGUGGACCUGAAGCCCCGAUCCCGGAACAGCAAGGGGGAGGCUGCCAACGGGGAGGCCACCGUGGCCAAGGAGGGCAAGCGCUUCAGCGGCAGGCUUUUCAGCCAGCGGCCCAAGAGGCCUGCAGCACCCAACGGCACAGCCGGCUCCCUCUCCACCGAGACCCUCACCAACAGGGAGAUUCGGGCAGGGAAGAGGCCCAAUGAGGGUUCCAACGGUGCUGACAUCUCAGGUAAAGCAAGCCCCAGUCCCUCCAAGUCGAGCAAUUGUGUGGUUUGCUGAGCUGCAGGACCUGAGGUUGCCGACCUGCCCUGUGUGGUGCUAUGCCGAGCCUGGGCCACACCCUGCAACUGUUUGCACUCCGGACCCCAGCUGGCCUCGGGGAGGGCCCCUGAGUCCCGAACCAGAGGACGGGAAGCAUCUCAGGACGACCCCACGACCCCACGGUGCCUUGUUGAUGCUGAGCUGUGCCUGCUCCCCUUUGUGCUGGCCCCUCCCCCACAGGCAGGCCCCAAGUGGGGUGAGGGCCAUGUCUUCACACCUUCAUGGGAUGGGGUUUCUGGGGCAGCCCCUCCCUCUGGCUUCUCCUUCCCUAAGCUUCCUGGGGCUUCUGGUCCCCCCAGGAGGUUGGUGGAAUAAAAGGGAAGAGGCCGGACUCAGUUCCAGCCUUGCUCCAGCCUCAGAACCCUAGGAAGGAGCUGCUGCUGUGGUCCUCCUGGCCCAGCCCUCAGACUGCUGGCUCCAGACUGGACACGCCACCCCCUCCGCCGCCGCCCGCCCCCGGCAGCAGACGCUGACCUUGCUGUGCCGAGGUCUCCCUCUUCCUCAGCCUGUGUGCUCCAGGCCUCCCUGGCCAACGCCAGCCCCUGUGGGUUCCUACAGUGCCUCUGCCUGGCCUGCUCCUCCCCUCAGACCACCUCGGUUUGCAAUACCAAACAGGCAGAGGGCUUGGCCUAGAGAAGUUCUGGGCACGGGGUGGGGAGAGGCUGGGGCCCCUUCACCAGCCGGGGCUGCUCCGGGCACAUUUCAGCCGAAGACCAGGCUCGGCCUCCUGGAAGAGUCGGACGGUGCUGAGGAGCUGUGUGGCUCCCCGGGGCUGGUCGGCCCGACUGCCGCGAGGCCGGGCCCAGGGGAGACCUUGCCGAGCUGCGGAUCCCCCCGGGCCGGCCCGGCAGCCUCUCCAGCCUCCGACUCCAGCCCCCAACCUCUGUCCCCUUUCUUUCCCUCCCACUAUCCUGGGACACCUGUGCUGUGGGAGGGGCACCCAGGCUGGGCCAUGGGACGUGGGGCCACACGUGGCAGCCACCUGGGGGGAGGGGAAAGAAAGGGCCAGCCUGUCCCCAGGGCUCUCGUCCUGCGUCUGGAGCUGGCCUGCGGGGUGUGGAGGGAGUGCACCCUGGCCCGCCUGCCUGGGCUGUUGUGAGGAUUAAACGCUCCUGGAGGUGUGCGCUGAGCACUGAGACCUGGCA